This is a messenger RNA of Columba livia (rock pigeon), 1568 nucleotides long. It is a transcript of the gene PKIG, whose product is annotated as cAMP-dependent protein kinase inhibitor gamma. Gene Ontology annotation, molecular function: cAMP-dependent protein kinase inhibitor activity. The transcript is spliced from 5 exons. NCBI's taxonomy places the organism in Eukaryota, Metazoa, Chordata, Aves, Columbiformes, Columbidae. Gene Ontology annotation, cellular component: cytoplasm; nucleus. Gene Ontology annotation, biological process: negative regulation of cAMP-dependent protein kinase activity. The record is from RefSeq and is a predicted model, not a curated record. Bases 358 to 729 code for a protein of 123 amino acids.
AUUACAGCAGGCAGGGACUGAGUCGGAGGGGAGGAGAACACGCCCCUCGGCCCCAGAAGUGCAACUUCAUUUAGCAGCUCCCAGCACAAGGAAACUGCAAGUCUGAAACUGGCUGGGACUCCCCGGGCCAGCUUGGCUGCUCACCAUCACGGGCAGAGACGCCAGGAGGGUGUAAUCCAGCUGCGAUUUCUUCCUUGGUGGCGGGACCGCGGGACUCGGGAGCGGAGAGGCGUCGGGAGCCGGGGUGGCCAAGCUGUGCCCUGCUGCAUAUGGAGCUUGUUUGAAGUCAUGUCCAGAAGGAAAGUCAACUAAAUCAGCAGCCCAGCUCUGCUCUGUUGGACACCCUCAGCCCCAAGGAUGGCUAAGAAGGAGCCUGAGCAGCCCCAUGCCCCAAAGUGCCACAGCUGCCCUGCACAGAUCAACAGGACUCACUCUGACCGACAGGCCCUUUGCUCUCACUGCAAAGACAGCAUUUUGCAGACAUAUAGAGAUGCAAUGGAGGUAGAGUCCAGCACCUACACUGACUUUAUUUCCUCUGAUCGGGCUGGCCGGAGGAACGCUGUCUACGACAUCCAGCAAGAGGCAACCACCAUCAGCAUGCGUAAGCUGACCGGGGACAUAGGUAACCUCUCUGUGGAAGGACCAGCAGAAACCCAAGGAGAUGCCGCUUCUUCUGAGAACAACCCUGGAGCAAGUCCAAAUGAGCAAGAAGACAGUCCCUCCCCAUGACAGUGUGCAGGGGAGGGGAUGGGAUGGGAGGAGGGCCUUGCUGUGAGCCUGGAACAAGAAUUUGCUAUUUAAUCUGCAGAUAAAAGCCAAUGUGGGACAGCAAGUUGUCUGUCAAAUGCCUCUGCUGCAACCAUUUUUGUUUAGAGAGCCACGAGAUGCUGUGCAAGGACUGGCACCUCCAAAAGACUUCUGCUCCCAUCCCUAAUGAUUUAGAGCAACACUGCCAUGGUUGCAGUGAUAUGAGCCAUUCUCAAGAUGCCUUAGCUGCAAUUUUCCCCUUGGGGAAAAGCCAAUUUCAGUAAUAAUAGACACAUCAGACUUUCCUGUCCAAGGUACCUUCCUCCUUCACAAAUUUAGACUAUUAUUUAUUCUGUUUCCAUAGAUUAGAAAUUUAGAUUAUUGGUUCUUCUAAGCCUCACCCUCAUCCACAUCUUAGACCUGACUUGGCCUCUGGACCAUCCAUGUGGCUUCUUGUCAGGGUGGGCAGCAGGGAGGGGACCCGGCCAGUCCCGCUGCCUUCAUGUCACCUGUGCUGCUGCCGCUUGGCAUCAGGAAAGGACCAAAGCACAGCUCCGUGUGGGCAAGCUCCACCUACAGAUCCAGCAGCACCAGCCACAGGCAUCUUUUUCUUUGGGUUUUAGGAUUUUAAGGGGAGGGGAGAAACAUUUUGCUGGUUUGACUGUUGAAAUUCAGGCUUAACUUUGCAAGCUGUUAGCCCAGAUGAUCUCUGGUAGGAUCUCACACUGUUCUCUCUUUUAGGAGACAUGUUUUGUGGUAAAGAUGGUUUGAUAAAACUAUAUAAGCUGUUGGAAUAAAUAACACAGUCUUCAAGUACUGAA